CUUUCCCUCCUUCAAAAAAAAAAAAAAGAAAAAAGAAAAAAGAACUCUCCGGCCCUCUGUACAACCUAACCCUAGCCAUUUCCCUCUGAAUUUCCCUUCAGAGAUGUUUGAAUUAAGGCUUGUUCAGGGUAGUUUGUUGAAGAAGGUUCUGGACGCCAUAAAAGAUUUGGUGAACGAUGCGAAUUUCGACUGUUCCUCGAGUGGCUUCUCCUUGCAAGCCAUGGACUCCAGCCACGUCGCGCUGGUGGCUCUGCUGCUCAGAUCCGAAGGCUUUGAGCACUACCGCUGUGACCGUAAUUUUUCCAUGGGGAUGAAUCUUAACAAUAUGGCUAAGAUGCUCAAGUGCGCCGGAAACGAUGACAUCAUCACCAUUAAAGGCGACGAUGGCAGUGAUACUGUUACCUUCAUGUUUGAAAGUCCCACUCAAGAUAAGAUAGCUGAUUUUGAAAUGAAGCUUAUGGACAUCGACAGUGAGCACCUUGGAAUUCCAGAAGCAGAGUACCAGGCUAUUGUUAGGAUGCCUUCGGCUGAGUUUGCUAGAAUUUGUAAAGAUCUCAGCAGUAUCGGUGAUACAGUUGUGAUAUCUGUGACAAAAGAAGGUGUAAAAUUUUCAACAAGAGGUGAUAUUGGGUCUGCUAAUAUUGUUUGCCGGCAGAAUACAACUGUUGACAAGCCAGAGGAAGCAACUGUUAUAGAAAUGAAUGAUCCAGUGUCCUUGACAUUUGCCCUUAGGUAUUUGAACUCUUUUACCAAGGCAAGCCCAUUGUCUAACACAGUAACCAUCAGUUUGUCUUCAGAGCUUCCUGUAGUUGUUGAGUACAAGAUUGCAGAGAUGGGUUAUAUAAGAUUUUACCUGGCGCCUAAGAUUGAAGAGGAUGAAGAAGAGACAAAGCCUUGAGUUUGAAUGCUCCAGCAGCAGCAUUUUCAAUCUCUGCUGAUGCUGUCUCUGCCACAACUUUUCUUAAUCUUGUUUACUUGAGAAUUCAGCUCUUAGUGGAUAGUUUAUAUGACUUUCAUUGUUAAAUAGUCUGUUAUGCUUGAGUUUAUUAGAGUUUCAUUUUCUUUUUUGUUUUCGAAAUUUGUUGUAAUUGCGUUUUCUCUUUUUCCUUUGCUUUUGUGUUUUCUAAAUUUGUUGUAGUUGUUUUUGUUUCUUCGAAUCAGUAAAUUUCUUUCACUCUUUAUCUUAA
Messenger RNA from Coffea eugenioides, 1187 nucleotides. Its product is annotated as proliferating cell nuclear antigen. Bases 104 to 898 code for a protein of 264 amino acids. Gene Ontology annotation, cellular component: PCNA complex. NCBI's taxonomy places the organism in Eukaryota, Viridiplantae, Streptophyta, Magnoliopsida, Gentianales, Rubiaceae. The record is from RefSeq and is a predicted model, not a curated record. Gene Ontology annotation, biological process: regulation of DNA replication; mismatch repair; leading strand elongation. Gene Ontology annotation, molecular function: DNA polymerase processivity factor activity; DNA binding. The transcript has 4 exons.